Molecule: messenger RNA, 1627 nt
Organism: Meleagris gallopavo (turkey)
Lineage: Eukaryota; Metazoa; Chordata; Aves; Galliformes; Phasianidae
Product: interleukin-20 receptor subunit beta
Biological process (GO): cytokine-mediated signaling pathway
Cellular component (GO): postsynaptic density membrane; plasma membrane
Molecular function (GO): interleukin-20 binding; cytokine receptor activity
Source: RefSeq, a predicted model, not a curated record
AACAGCAGAACAGAGAUAUGACCAUUCUUAUCAUGUUGUGAAGGGUGUACUCAUGGGGAAGCCUUCCUCUUGUGCUCUUGUCCAACCUUUGCUAAGGAUUUUACAUUAAAAUAGAAAGGAUAAGUGAAAGGAUAAAAUCUAAAAUCUGUGUUGUAGGCAUCAUCCCAAACUUAGGCUUUGCUGAUCUUCAGGAGAAACAUUUUAACUUCAUUAGUCCUUUAAAUAAGUUUAUCCAAGAAAUUAAUGAGGUAAUUCGAUUACAGCCUACAAGCACUUACAUUAUUAGAAUCCUGAAACACGAAAAAAUCUGUUCUAAAGCCAGAAUCGUCAAAUGACCAGUCCAGCCAAGCCUGGAAAUAAAUUGUACAUUUAAACCACGAUGAGAAUUGUUCAUUGGAACAGACUGUGGAGCAUAACAGAGUAUCUGUUAUUUGGCUUCAUUAAAAUAAAUUGGAUCGCUUUCUAAAAGCUUUGCCUUUUCUCACUACUUUAUAUAUUUAAAACCUCUGAAAUAACAAAAAGACAUGCUUUGCCUUUCUGUGAGCAGAGGCAGCUAAGUGUUCUGUGGCUUGCUCUUUGGUUGUCAUUCUUCUUUGUGAAAUACCUACAAACACUUAAAUGACAGUGUCAAAAUGCAGAGUUUUUCUGAUGCAAAGCACAGUUUUGCACAAUUCUUUUACUUUUUUUUUUCUAGUAUGUUCAUAUAGAUUUCUUUUCUUUGUUUCAUUUUUGCUAGGACUUUUAGGUGAAGAUGCUUCGCUGCCAGCACCUCAGAAUAUCUCUAUUCUUUCUACCAACAUGAAACAUUUCUUAAUGUGGAGCCCUGUGACCGUCCAGGGAGAAACUGUGAGAUACUCUGUUGAGUUUCAGGGGGAGUAUGAACGAGAGUACGCUAAUGAGAGCUGGAUCCCCAUCUGUGAGUGUUCCCUCAUCACAGUCACUGCAUGUAAUAUCACAGAGGAUAUCUCAGCCACCGUGGCCUAUAACCUGCGCGUAAGGGCAGAUACUGGUGCUCAAAGAUCAGAGUGGGGCACCCUGAAAGGUUUCUUCAUUCGAAAUACAACUUUUCUGACCCCACCUCUGAUGAAGGCCGUAGCAGAUGGGUAUCAUUUACUAGUGGAGCUAGAAGACAUGGGACCUGCUUUUCAGUUCUGUGUUCUCUACUGGGAGAAGGGCCAGGAGAGCAGGAUGCAACAGAAGAUGGUGAAGGAGAUCAGCUCCACAAUUCAUCUGGCCACCAUGGAGGCAGCAGCUGAAUACUGCGUAAAAGCCCAGACAUACGUUGAGACAAUCAACAGACGCAGUAGCUUCAGCCAACCACAGUGCGUGAGGGCACAAGGCAGCAGAACCAUGUGGCCCAUCAGUGUCCUUUUGUCCUUUGCUGGCUUUGCUGUGGCUGCCUUGACUCUGCCUUUCCUUGCCUGGAAAACAAGAAGAAUCUUCCAGGAUUCCUGCUGCCCCAUUGCUGUCCUGCCAGAAACACUGAAAGUACCAGAGUCCCCCACCCAGCUGAUAUUGUGCGGGAGGGAAGAAGCAGAGCAAUGUGAUCUGAUGGUGCAUGUGAUCCCCUCUGAAGAGGUUCUCUGCCUGUGGAUUCAAGAAACACUUUAAGCAUCCUACUAAAAAA